Thamnophis elegans (Western terrestrial garter snake) is the source of this 2834-nucleotide messenger RNA. RefSeq names its product cytochrome P450 1B1-like. Lineage: Eukaryota; Metazoa; Chordata; Lepidosauria; Squamata; Natricidae. The coding region runs from base 874 to 2484 and encodes 536 amino acids. The record is from RefSeq and is a predicted model, not a curated record. The transcript has a single exon. Gene Ontology annotation, molecular function: iron ion binding; heme binding; oxidoreductase activity, acting on paired donors, with incorporation or reduction of molecular oxygen.
GAAUUUUGAUCACGUGACCACAGGGAUGCCACAAUGGUCCUAAGUGUGGAAAAUGGUCAUAAGUCACUACAAAUUGUUAUAAGUAGAGAUUUACCUCUAUAAUACUGUGUCAUGUGGUAAAUAAUUAAUAAGAAUAUAGUCUGUUCUCACAGUGGCCAACCAUCUGCCCAAGGAAGCCCAACAGGAUCUGGUUUAUAUUAGGUUUACCUGGUCUAGCCGGUACACAGGUCUGCUUAGUGUACUUGCAUCCCAUUUCAUAGAGAGGAAAAAUGAGGCUGCCAAUCAAAAAAAAAAAAAAACCCACAGGAAAUUUCAGCAGCAAAGCAAUGGCUCUUGACUUGUAGGCAAAGCUUCAAGUCCUCUUCUUUCUUUGCUGGUUUUGGUCAUUGCUCUGUUUCCCUCCAGCCAGGAAAACAACAGCCUUCCAAGGCAGCCAAAGAUGCCUGGCAGCGUCCAGCCACUCCCGCCUGCCCUUCGCUCUUGCUGCGGGGAUGAGGCCUGUCUGGCAGGAAGCGGGCUUUGGAAAGCUGCAGGCAUUCCUGACGGGCUGGUUCGGCCUGCUCUUGCUAUUCUCUCUGGAAGGGAAGCAGGGCAUGGCUGCGCACAGGGGACUCUGGGACCAUCACAAAAGGGGGAGAGGAGCGGGAGGAGGAGGAAGAGGAGGGAGACCGGCUCGCCUCGGCACACACCCCCUUAGACGGCUUAUAAAAUGGCGACGGACCAUCCCCGUUAGAGCAAAAGCCGGGGGGCAAAAGGAGGGCCCGUGCCCUCCGUCUGAGAGUCGUUGCUUUUCCCCCACAGGCAUCUCGGGCGCAGAGAAGGAAAGGCGGCAGCCGACCGUUCGUCUCCCCCUUAGAAACCGAAGGGGCCACAAUGAUGGUGCAAAGCGAGGACAGACGGGGCGGGGAGCUGGCAGCAGUCUUCCAGAGCGCCUUGCAGCCGGCGUUGCUGCUUUCUUGCGCCCUCCUGCUGUACUUCUGUGAGCGCAAGCGCUCCGCGGCUCCGGGGAAGCGUCUUCCCGGUCCCGUCGGGUGGCCGCUGGUCGGCAACGCCCUGCAGCUGGGUCGCCUGCCCCACCUCACCUUUUGCAAGCUGGCCGAGCGCUACGGCGACGUCUUCCAACUCCGCCUGGGCUUACGCUCCAUCGUGGUGCUCAACGGCGAGGCGACCAUCCGGCAGGCGCUAGUGCAGCAAGGCGGGCCCUUCGCGGGCAGACCCGAUUUCCCCUCUUUCCGGAUGGUCUCUGGCGGGAAGAGCGUGGCUUUCGGGCGCUACACGGAGCGCUGGCGAGCGCAGCGACGGGUGGCGCAGGCCACACUGCGCGCUUUCUCGACGGCCAACGCGCACAGCAAGCGACUCUUCGAGCAGCACGUGACGGCCGAAGCACAGGAGCUCAUCGACGGGCUGGCGAAGCUCAGCCAGGGCGGCGUUUACGUCAACCCGCUGUCGCUGCUGGCCGUGGCCAACGCCAACGUGAUGUGCGCCCUUUGCUUCGGGCAGCGCUACAGCCACACCGACGGCGAGUUCCGCGCGCUGCUGAACAGGAACGACCGCUUCGGGCAGACGGUGGCGGCGGGCAGCUUGGUGGACGUGCUGCCCUGGCUGCUCUACUUUCCCAACCCGGUGCGCAGCGUCUUCCGCGACUUCCAGGCUAUCAACCUGGAAAUGCUGGAGUUCGUGCGCGCCAAGGUGGCGCAGCACCGGCUGACUUUCCAGCCGGGCUCCUCUCCCCGUCACAUUAGCGACGCCAUCCUGGGCCUGAUGGAGCACGGCCCCGGGGGCAAAGAAGGGCCCCUCGGGGACUACGCGGAAAGCACGCUGACCGAUCUCUUCGGCGCCGGUCAGGACACCACGUCGGCUGCUCUGGCUUGGCUGGUGCUGCUGCUUCUAAAACACCCACAGCUGCGAAAGCAGUUGCAGGCCGACCUGGACCGCGUGGUGGGUCGCGAUCGGCUUCCGACGGCCGACGAUCGCGCCUCCCUGCCUCGCCUGGAAGCCUUCCUCUACGAGACGCUGCGCUAUUGCAGUUUAGUUCCCGUCACCAUCCCGCACGCCACCACCGCCGAGGUGUGCCUGGGCGGCUUCCACAUCCCCGAGGGCACCGUGAUCUUCGUCAACCAAUGGUCCGUCAACCACGAUCGGGCCCGCUGGAAAGACCCGCACAUUUUUGACCCGACCCGGUUCUUGGACGUCCAGCAGGAGACUUUCGACCGGGACCUCGCUUGCCGCGUCCUGAUCUUCUCGAUGGGCAAAAGGCGCUGCAUCGGGGAUCAGCUCGCCAAGCUGCAGCUCUUCCUCUUCAUGGCCAUCCUUUUGCACCAGUGCGACCUGACGGCCAACCCAGCCGAAGAGAUAAAGGUGGACUGCGAGCAGGGGCUGGUUCUCAGGCCCCACCCCUACACCUUGUCGGUGACCAGGCGAAGCACUUCCCGGGCCGAGGACGACAGGAGCCAGAGGAACACCGACGUCACCUGCCCUUCUUAGCGUUAGUGCGCAACCCGCGACCUGCUUUGUAGAACCGUUUUAAACUCUGGAAUAAGCGCCCUGGCGGGUGAGGCGAGCGAACUGUUGCCUUUCCUGAAAUCAGCGUCUUUACUUAUUUCUGUGCCUUUACCAGCAGCUGGAACUCAGACAUACGAAGUCCUCUGUCAAAGGACAUUUCAGCUGGGCUCCUUCCACCCCCCCUUCAAUUAACUUGUGCCCCCUUCUCUAUAUCCUAAAAAAAAGCCUUCUCAGUCUGCUGGCUGCUUGCUGUGCUCAACUGCAACUGCUUCACUAUGAGCUGUGGGGAGGCUGCAAAUUUGAUUUACAAAUAAAUAGCAAUGUAGACAAUA